Lampris incognitus (smalleye Pacific opah) is the source of this 371-nucleotide messenger RNA. RefSeq names its product cytosolic acyl coenzyme A thioester hydrolase-like. Gene Ontology annotation, cellular component: nucleoplasm; extracellular exosome; cytosol. The annotation marks the transcript as partial. The transcript has 4 exons. The record is from RefSeq and is a predicted model, not a curated record. Lineage: Eukaryota; Metazoa; Chordata; Actinopteri; Lampriformes; Lampridae. Gene Ontology annotation, molecular function: long-chain fatty acyl-CoA binding. Gene Ontology annotation, biological process: palmitic acid biosynthetic process; acyl-CoA metabolic process.
GUACCAAGAAGCUGACCAACAAGGCGGCCCUGUGGUUUGUCCCCUGCUCUCUGCAGAAUGCCAACAAGAUCCUGGAGGUCCCCCCCAUCGAGUAUGCUAGUCCAGAGCAAGAAGAGGAGGGAAGGAAGCGAUACGAAGCCCAGAAGAAGGAGAGAUUGGAAACCAAAGAGAGGACCGAAAUGGUGGCAGCCCCUUUUUCCGGUCUAGAGCCGCACACGGUAGCCUUCAGCCAGUCCAGUCUGAUCUUUCUGGUGGGACCCGCUGACUGCCCGCUACAUGACUUUGUCAAUGGAGAAAUCACGGUAUGGGGGCACUCGGGUGUCACGGUGAACUACUGUGCCAGUGUCCUAAUGCUGAGGAUCACGGUUUAG